AUGGGCCAGCACGUGUCCAGGACGAAUUUCGAGUGGUGUUACACCGAGGAAUCACACGCCAGUCGAAGGAAGAUUAUCCUGCAAAAGUAUCAAGAAGUUUUCGGUUACGAUCCGCGGUUCAAAUUUGUGGCUGGAGCCAUGAUGCUAACGCAGUUUGCGAUGUUGUUCAUAAUGAAGGACCAAUCGUGGAAGAUGAUUUUCCUGGUGGCAUAUGUCUUUGGAGGGGUGAUUAAUCAUUCGCUAGAGCUCACCUGUCACGAGAUUGCUCACAAUCUGGCUUUUGGACAUGCAAGGCCGAUGGCAAACCGGCUGUUUGGAUUUUUCUGCAACCUCCCGAUCGAAGGAGCGGAUGCAUCCAACGACACUUUUAAGCACUAA
Messenger RNA from Ochlerotatus camptorhynchus, 378 nucleotides. Its product is annotated as sphingolipid delta(4)-desaturase DES1-like. Bases 1 to 378 code for a protein of 125 amino acids. Lineage: Eukaryota; Metazoa; Arthropoda; Insecta; Diptera; Culicidae. Gene Ontology annotation, biological process: ceramide biosynthetic process. The record is from RefSeq and is a predicted model, not a curated record. The transcript has a single exon. Gene Ontology annotation, molecular function: sphingolipid delta-4 desaturase activity.